Messenger RNA from Cydia pomonella (codling moth), 1717 nucleotides. RefSeq names its product activating signal cointegrator 1. NCBI's taxonomy places the organism in Eukaryota, Metazoa, Arthropoda, Insecta, Lepidoptera, Tortricidae. The record is from RefSeq and is a predicted model, not a curated record. Gene Ontology annotation, biological process: positive regulation of DNA-templated transcription. The transcript is spliced from 12 exons. The coding region runs from base 70 to 1650 and encodes 526 amino acids. Gene Ontology annotation, molecular function: zinc ion binding; transcription coactivator activity. Gene Ontology annotation, cellular component: nucleus.
UUGCUUCGUCGGUAAAAAGAAUAAAAUUAAACUUGGAACAUCACGUAAAAGUGUAAAUAAGCCUCUGAAAUGGAUCAAUGGAUUGGUGAAGGUUUGUCUAAAAUAUUGGACUUCGAAAUACCUGGAGAAAUGAUACAGUUCAUUUUGUCAAUCCAGAAUGAAAAAGACUUGAAGGACCACAUGAGUACUCUGCUGGAUUUCGACAAUCCGCAGCAUAAAAACUUCUUUCUUGAAUUGUCUAAAAGGAAAUUUCCAAGUAAAGGAGGCAACUCGGCACCUAAACAGCAAAAGAAGAAGAUAUCUAAGAACAAGCAGCAACAAGAUUUUAUUAGUGCAGAAGUUCCGAAACAGCCUGAGCCGGCCCCAGUAGAGGAUGUCAAGUCUAAGAAGAAGACUAAGUUUGUCAACCUUUACUCGCAGGAGGGCAAGAAUGCUCAAGUUGUAUUGUUGAAAGGCCGUCACCACUGUGACUGCCAAGCAUCAAAGCAUGAGUUGAUCAACAACUGCCUGCAGUGUGGCCGAGUUGUCUGCAAGCAGGAGGGCUCCGGUCCGUGCCUGUUCUGUGGAAAUUUGGUUUGCACUCCUGGAGAACAGAGAGAGAUAAACGCCAAGACGAAAGCGAGCGCCAAGCUAAUGGAGACGCUCAUGGAACGUAACCGGCCUAAAGGCUGGGAAGCAGCUAUAUCGCAUAGGAAUAGACUUCUAGAGUUCGAUCGCACCAGUGAGCGGCGUACGCGCGUAACAGACGACGACAGCGACUAUUUCAACGCAGGCAGCGUCUGGCUGAGUGCGAGCGAGAAGGAGAAACUCAACCGCUACCAGCAGUCCCUACAUGACAAGAAACACGCUAGCAGGCUGGCCAAGAAGAUGACUUUCGACUUUGCAGGCCGUGAAAUAGUGGAAGACCACACAAUAGAGCACGACGUGGACGAGGACAGGAUCCGCGAGAUCACAGGCGGCGGCGGGGGCGGUGGCGGGGGCGGGGGCGGCGGCGGUGUGCUGCGCGCAUGCGUACAAGUCGGGCUCCCCUCCGACAGGGAUGUCGCUCCGGGGGUCAACGCGCCGCUGCUGCAGUUCGACGAGUCCGUGCAAAGCCAAGCGUACGCCGCGGCCGUGAAGAGGCCCGGGUCCGAGUCCGGCCAGAGCCGCGUGCAGGACCCUGAGAUCCAGGAGAUGAGCGACGCGGGCCGCUGCCUCUCCAUGCACCAGCCCUGGGCCUCGCUGCUUGUCGAGGGGAUUAAGAUGCACGAGGGUCGAACCUGGUACACCAGCCAUAGGGGCCGCCUCUGGAUCGCAUCCACGGUGAAGCCGCCGGACCAGGACAUCAUCCGAGCCUUGGAGAACCAGUACCGCGUGCUUUAUCCAGAAAAGAACUUCAAGUUCCCGUCAUUCUAUCCAACGGGGUGCCUGCUCGGCUGCGUCAACGUGGACAACUGUCUCAAUCAGGAGGAGUACCAGAAAAAGUACCCGGGCGGCGAGAGCGACAGCCCGUACGUGUUGAUCUGCUCCAACCCCGUCAGCUUGCGGCUGCGGUUCCCCGUCAAGGGGCAGCACAAGAUCUAUGCCUUGGACAAGACCAUCCACUACGCCGCCGUUAAAAGCAUCCAGAAAAUGGCAAAACAAGCCGCAGAGGAAGCGAACGCCGGCUAACGUUAGUUUUUCAUCAUAAUACAUGUAGCUUUCGUAUUUAAAUAAACACAAUUUACUAUUGGAAUAA